CACGUCCAGCUGGUGGGAGGUGGAGCUUCCAUUGAGCAUGGCGGGCGAGCUGGAGGGCUCCAAAGCCCUGGGCGGGCUGCUCAACGGCCUGGCCCAGGACGCUUUCCACGGGCACCAGGGCAUUACUGAGGAGUUGUUGCGAAGCCAGCUCUAUCCCGAGGUUCCGUCCGAGGAGUUUCGUCCCUUUCUGGUGAAGAUGAAGGGGAUUCUUAAGGUACUGCUUUUGCCUGCGCCUGCAGCCCGCACACCCUUCUGCUCAGCAAAUGAGUCUAUUGCAUCUGCGGACAUGGAUUUCAACCAGCUGGAGGCAUUCUUGACUGCUCAAACCAAAAAGCAGGGUGGAAUCACAUCUGAUCAAGCUGCUGUCAUUUCCAAGUUCUGGAAGAGCCACAAGACAAAAAUCCGAGAGAGCCUUAUGAAACAGAGCCGAUGGGACAGUGGACUUCGGGGCCUGAGCUGGAGAAUUGAUGGCAAAUCACAAUCAAGGCAUUCAGCUCAAAUACACACCCCUGUUGCUAUAAUGGAGCUGGAAUUAGGAAAGAAUGGACAGGAAUCUGAAUUUCUGUGUUUGGAAUUUGAUGAGGUCAAGAUCAGCCAAGUACUAAAGAAGCUGUCUGAAAUAGAAGAAAGUAUCAGUACACUGAUGCAGCCAACCUAGCUAAAUGUGGAAUUCUUGAUGUCAAAGUGUUCAUGACUUCUCCCAACUGAUCUGUUUUUUUUAAGUGUAUUUUCCAAUGAAUAUUAAAUCUAAUCCUCAUAUUCAAGUCUCA
Molecule: messenger RNA, 770 nt
Organism: Erinaceus europaeus (western European hedgehog)
Lineage: Eukaryota; Metazoa; Chordata; Mammalia; Eulipotyphla; Erinaceidae
Gene: COMMD1
Product: copper metabolism domain containing 1
Exons: 3
Coding region: 38-658 (206 amino acids)
Biological process (GO): negative regulation of protein localization to cell surface; negative regulation of sodium ion transmembrane transport; regulation of proteasomal ubiquitin-dependent protein catabolic process
Cellular component (GO): endosome
Source: RefSeq, a predicted model, not a curated record